AUGCGGGCCGUGCUGUGCCUCUGGCUGCUGGUGGCCCCGGUGGCGCGGGUGGCCGUGUCCUCGCGGGUCCGCACCCGCCGGGAGCUGGGCCCCGGGCUGUACCAGCACGGCGUCUACGACGCGGGCGGCUCCUACUGCCAGCGGGGCGACGUGUGCUGCCACGGCCGCGACGACGGCUGCACCGUGCCCUACCACGACACGCUGUGCUACUGCGACCUCUUCUGCAACCGCACCGUGUCCGACUGCUGCCCCGACUUCUGGGAAUACUGCCUGGGAAUCCCGGCGCCCUUCCCCAAAGCCCCAGGCUGUGCCCGUGCUGGACACAAUUACCCCACAGGAGCCACGUACCGGGAGAACUGCAACCUGUGCACCUGCGGGCCCGGCGGGCAGUGGCAGUGCGAGGACCACGCCUGCCUGAUGGAUGGGGAGCUCAUCGACGCCAUCAACAGGGGCAAUUACGGCUGGAGAGCCGCCAACUACAGCCAGUUCUGGGGGAUGACCCUGGAGGACGGGAUCCGGCACCGCCUGGGCACCUUCCGUCCCUCCGCCACCGUCAUGAACAUGAACGAGAUGCACAUGAACAUGGACUCCAACGAGGUGCUGCCGCGUCGCUUCAAUGCCGCCGAGAAGUGGCCCGGGAUGAUCCACGAGCCCCUGGACCAGGGGAACUGCGCCGGCUCCUGGGCCUUCUCCACGGCCGCCGUGGCCUCGGACCGCAUCUCCAUCCACUCCAUGGGCCACAUGACCCCCGCGCUGUCCCCCCAAAACCUCCUGUCCUGUGACACCCGAAACCAGCGCGGCUGCAGCGGGGGGCGCCUGGACGGAGCCUGGUGGUACCUGCGCAGGAGAGGCGUGGUGACGGACGAGUGCUACCCGUUCACGAGCCAGCAGAGCCAGCCCGCGGCGCCGCCCUGCAUGAUGCACAGCCGCUCCACGGGCCGGGGCAAGCGACAGGCCACAGCGCGCUGCCCCAACCCCCGGAGCCACGCCAACGACAUCUACCAGUCCACGCCCGCCUACCGCCUCUCCUCCAGCGAGAAGGAGAUCAUGAAGGAGCUGAUGGAGAACGGCCCCGUGCAAGCCAUCCUGGAGGUGCACGAGGAUUUCUUCAUGUACAAGAGCGGGAUCUAUCGGCACACGCCCGUGGCCGAGGGGAAGGGGCCCAAGCACCAGAGGCACGGGACCCACUCGGUGAAAAUCACGGGGUGGGGAGAGGAGCAGCUGCCUGAUGGCCAGACCCAAAAAUACUGGACGGCGGCCAACUCGUGGGGCACGGCGUGGGGCGAGGGCGGCCACUUUCGCAUCGCCCGCGGCGUCAACGAGUGCGAGGUGGAGACCUUCGUGGUGGGGGUUUGGGGCCGCGUCAGCAUGGAGGACAUGCCCCACAAGUGAGCCCCGCCGAUGUCCCCAGUGUCCCCAAUGUCCCUGUCCCCAGCGCGGCCCUGCCCAGCUCACAGCACGGUGGGCAAGGCACUGUCCCCUGCGUCCAGUGGCAGGGGGCUGGCGCUGUUCCCUGUGUCCCCUGGAGGACAGCAUGGAGGACAUGCCCCACAAGUGAGCCCCAUGAUGUCCCCCAGUGUCCCCAGCGCGGUCCCACCCAGCCCACAGCACACUGGGCAGGGGCUGGCGCUGUCCCUGUGUCCCCUGGAGGGGGCUGGCGCUGUCCCUGUGUCCC
Messenger RNA from Melospiza georgiana, 1675 nucleotides. RefSeq names its product tubulointerstitial nephritis antigen like 1 (gene TINAGL1). Gene Ontology annotation, biological process: proteolysis. Gene Ontology annotation, cellular component: lysosome. The record is from RefSeq and is a predicted model, not a curated record. The transcript has 11 exons. The coding region runs from base 1 to 1392 and encodes 463 amino acids. NCBI's taxonomy places the organism in Eukaryota, Metazoa, Chordata, Aves, Passeriformes, Passerellidae. Gene Ontology annotation, molecular function: peptidase inhibitor activity; cysteine-type peptidase activity.